CUAAUCACAAAUUCACAAGGUCGUCAUUCAAAUUUCCGAAUGCUUGACUCUCCUCUAUUUUCCUUCAUCCUCUGUAGUCUGAACUCGAUCGUCCAUUAUAUUCUCUCUCCUUUCAAUUACAUAACACUCCCAAGGCGCAACCUCACUCAGAGACUCCCCAUUUCUUCCUAUAAUAACACAAAUACCCUUCAAUCCUCCAAUCCCAAUGAUUCGCCCUGCUUUUCCUCUCUCGAACUCUGUAAUUUUCACCGAAUCCUGCACUUCCAUUCACCUAUUUUCACCGAAAUAAGUUCCCAACAUGCUAUCAAUCAUUCCGAAUUUCUCGGAUUCCGUGGAAAAUUGAUCGAUUAAAGUUUUGAGAUUUGGAUAUAAUCAGUUCAAUUGAAUUCAGGGUUUUUAGUAUUUUUGGGUGAAAUGAAGAUCGAAGAGUUGGAUGAGACCGGUGAGAGCAUGUGUAGAAGUGAAAGCGAAACCAGGUUGAUGAUAGUUCGAGUCGACGCGAAGCGAGCGCUAGUCGGAGCCGGUGCUCGGAUCCUCUUCUACCCGACCCUUCUCUACAAUGUUUUCCGCAACAAAAUUCAGGCUGAGUUUCGAUGGUGGGAUCAGAUUGAUCAGUUUCUCUUGCUUGGAGCUGUACCGUUUUCAAAGGAUGUACCUCGAUUGAAGAAGCUUGGAGUUGGUGGUGUAAUCACUUUGAAUGAGCCAUAUGAAACAUUGGUUCCGACCUCACUAUACCGUGCACUUGGGAUAGACCAUCUUGUCAUUCCAACCAGAGAUUAUUUGUUUGCCCCUUCAUUUGGGGAUAUUAACCGAGCAGUGGAUUUUAUUCACAAAAAUGCAUUGAGUGGUCGGACUACAUAUGUCCAUUGCAAAGCUGGGAGGGGAAGGAGUACAACCAUUGUGCUUUGCUAUUUGGUGGAGUAUAAAAACAUGACUCCUUCAGAGGCACUGGAGUAUGUUCGCUCAAUAAGACCUAGAGUCCUAUUGGCUCCUUCUCAAUGGAAGGCGGUUCAGGAAUUCAGGCAGUGGCGAGCGGCAUCAACUUCUUCAUUCUCUCCAUCCGGAGAUGCUGUACUGAUCACAAAAGCAGAUCUAGAAGGGUACAAUAGCUCUUCCGAUGACAACAUUGGUAAGGAGUUGGCAGUUGUACCCCGAAUGACACGGACGACAAGCCCAAUGAUAGCAAGGCUAUCCUGCCUGUUCUCGACGUUGAAAGCUUCAAGCAGUUGCGGGCCAAUCACAAGGCAGCUGACUGACGCCCGCGCUUGCUAGUACAAAACUGCUCGCUCUCUUGUACAGAAGAGGAAUACUCGAAAUAAGCUUAGCAGAGUGGUAUGUGUACCUCUAAUCCCUUGUUUAUGUGUGAAUACCGUGUAUCGUAAGUAGGAGGAAAACUGCGUUAAAUUAUGUCUGUAUAACUUAAUGUUUGAUGUGUAUAUAUAUUUGGAAGAAUUUUUGUUGAUUCA
Ipomoea nil (Japanese morning glory) is the source of this 1466-nucleotide messenger RNA. Its product is annotated as putative dual specificity protein phosphatase DSP8. Bases 415 to 1272 code for a protein of 285 amino acids. Gene Ontology annotation, biological process: protein dephosphorylation. Lineage: Eukaryota; Viridiplantae; Streptophyta; Magnoliopsida; Solanales; Convolvulaceae. The record is from RefSeq and is a predicted model, not a curated record. The transcript has 6 exons. Gene Ontology annotation, molecular function: protein tyrosine/serine/threonine phosphatase activity; phosphatidylinositol-4,5-bisphosphate 5-phosphatase activity.